This is a messenger RNA of Stegodyphus dumicola, 681 nucleotides long. Its product is annotated as piggyBac transposable element-derived protein 4-like. The record is from RefSeq and is a predicted model, not a curated record. Lineage: Eukaryota; Metazoa; Arthropoda; Arachnida; Araneae; Eresidae.
AUGCCUUGUAAUAGAUUUUGCGAAAUACAUAAGUUUCUGCAUUUUGCUGAUAAUGAAGCUUUUGAUUGUAACACACAUACAAAUCCCAAGUUGCAUAAAAUCUGGCCAGUGUUACAACCCCUGAAUGAAUUGUUUCAAAGAGCCGUAACUCCUGGACGUGAUAUUGUAAGUGAUGAAACCCUCAUGCUUUUCAAAGGUCGUUUAGGAUGGCGACAAUAUAUGCUGAAAAAGAGAUCCCAUUUUGAAGUAAAAUCGUAUUUAUUAUGUGAAUCAAGUUUAGGGUAUAUAUGGUCACAAAUUAUAUAUACUGGAAAAGGCACGGUUUUUGAAGCAAAAUAUAUAUAUCUGUCUCAAUCAAUUCAAGUUGUGAUGUCACUUACCAAACCUCUGCUAAAACAAGGAUAUUGUCUGAUAACAGACAAUUUUUAUACCUCACCAGAAUUGGCAUACAUACUCUUAUGGAACUGUAAAACUAAACCAAAAAGAAAUGCCUCAAGAAUUAAAAAAAGAGAAUCGCAAAAGGUGAAAAUGUUGCUUUUCGUCGAGAUAAAAGUUCUUGCCAUGAAGUGGAAAGAUGAGAAAGAUGUUACCAUGCUAUCUACAGUUCACACAAAUCACAUGGUAGAUGUACAGUGUCAUAACAAAGUUGUCAAAAAACCUAAUUGUCAGAGAUUACAAUAA